GGACAGUCGAAGGCAGAAAGGAAGAGGGAACGGUGCUUUUGAGGAGUUAAUAUGCUUUCCCUGAUCAUCCAUCUCUAUCGGGAUCCCUCAGCAGUAUGAUGCCUCUAGAUAGUACCAGGGAGAGGGAGAUCAUGCUGGCACAUAUUCUUGAGCGAUCAUGUCCUCCGAAGGGAUGUUGGAGAGGUCUAAAGGUGGGACCAUUGGAACCAAUUUAUUUUGGUGCCUCUGUGCCAGGAAAGGCUUCUGGAGACAAGAGUGGCUCUUCGAGUCUUCCACACAGCACACGAAAAGCUGGCCCAACUUUCCAUUCUCCAAACAAGGCCUUUCGUUUGCGGCAGAACUUCAUCUUCGAAUCUGUCGUGGAAUUGACGCCUGUGCUCUCGCACGGCCACAUCCCUAUAGCCAUGGAUGAGGAAUUCGCUAGGAAGGGAAUUGCGAAUGCAGUCUACGCGAGGGAUCGAGCUGUGGAAAAGAGAGCGAUCAUGGAUGUUGUGCUAGAGGUAGAAGACAAUCAUAAUCAUCAGGGAGGUUCGUCUGGAAGUCAGAAAAUCCUAGCAGCAAAGCGUGUCUUGCCAAGGAGUCGGCAUUGGCUAUACGGCAGUAGGAGAGCAAGAAGUAGAACUUCUUCUUCUCUAUCGGCAUUCUUAUGGGAUGUGGAUCCCCGGGACUACAGCAAAAGUCGAACUGAACAAGAAGAGCUAUCAUCCUCUCCACCACUGCCAAAGCUCUACUAUAUCAACUUAGAUCGCAGUACACUACGUCGAAAAAGAAUGCAACUUCUUCUAGGUACCAGCUCAUGCCUGGGCUCAGCAUUGACGUGUCCUACGCGCAUUAGUGGACUCGACCACUACGAUUCGAAACGAUGGAUGCAACUAACGACCGGUGCUGGAGGCACUCCAGAUGAGCAAGGAACAGGAGUCCAAAAUAGUAUCAAGAGCAAAAUAAAGAUAAAGUUGCCAAUUGGUCACGAAGCUAGUGCGAUUUCGCAUCUUCUCGCCAUUUAUCAAAGCUUCGUGGAUCUGGUAGUGCGACCAGCAGUGGUGUCGGAUAAGAAAUCUGCUGUUGCUGCUACUGCAAGUGAACAAACUAAUGUAGUAACCGAGAAGGACGAGAAGAAGGUUAAAAACGCUAACAAAGAGUUAGCUAAAAAAGCAAAAGACAUUUUAGCAUUAGCAGCAGAGAUGACGGACGACAACGAUCAGAGGAACGAUAUCACCGCUGUCAUCGUGGAGGAUGACAUUUCGACGACGUGGAUUGACAUUGGGUUAUGAGACACGAUAGUAAGAUUAAGGCUCAGCUUUCAAUGGUCACCAUUUAGAUUGGAGUCACUGAGAUCGAAGAAGCGACCCUCUUAGAGAACAGGGGAAAAGGAAGGGAAAGGGGAGAGCUUGGAAGGGGGUCUCUUCCGUUCAGCAUCAGUGGCCACUGAGUGCUGAGCUUUAAUAAGCGCACUAGUUUUCUUUUUCUUCUGACAUUUCGUCAGCGUCGUAGUCGUUUCUAGAAGGAGAGAGUAUCUUGAGUUACUUAGGCUUACGUUAGUUGGUUUGCGGUUUUAUUGUAUUUUGACAUAGAUCAUUCGCGUUUCUGAUUCUUGUACUGAAUGGUUUCGGUAUUUGGCAGCCUGAAUUUGAUCACAGGGAUUCCCUUCUUGUUUUCCCUUAUGAUCAAAAUCAGGCUACCGCUACCAAAUACCAAAACAAUACAUGCACUAAUAAUUCUUGUCGUGGUCAACUCUAAAAGCUUGGGGUAGCGUCUCUUUGGAUGACCUCCGAAGUGCUAUUUCUCUCCACGAUCCGGCAUGGACGACACUGCGCCUUGGCACUGCAGAAACAUGUGCUCCUGGGACUUCUACAUCAACUUCCACGGAAAAAGAUAACAUCACUGGGAGUGAAGCAAAUGAAAAGAUGCCUGGUGCACUUUUCACUCCUGAACAACUACAGGAAGGUUUUCCUUUCCUGAGCAGUACUGCAACAAGUUUGGUGGAAGAGGAGAACCACAACUCAGCAGCAACGUCCGUAGACGCAGCUGUGAUGGAACAGCAGGAGUUGUACGAUUACAACGAGCAUUCAGCCUUGAACUUUGAUGAAGAAACGAAAGUCAAAGACAAAGACUCAGCAAGAAGUCAAUGUCGUGGCACUGCGGCCUAUAUGAUUUCCAGGAAAGGUAUGGAUGGAGAGUCUAAAACAACUUGGCUAAGUAUGCUGAUCCAGAUUAGGUGCCCGGAUCCAUAUCCUAAGCUAAUCUGAUUAGAGCCAGGACAACAUAUAGUUGAAAGUUUCGCCUUGUUAGUAUGGCUAGACCUGCUACUGCUACGGUCGCGUUUAUGUAGUGACCGUGUCAACAUUGAGAUUUAAUUACUACUUUCUUUGACAACAUUGACUCUCUCGAAAACUCAAAAUAACCGAGUAGCCAACUGAAGCAACACGGCACUCCGCUCCUUUUCUUUCAGUAUCUCGCAUAUUUUAAGAUAACCGAGUAGCCAAUGCCAACUGAAGCAACACGGCACUUUGCUCCUUUUCUUUCAGUAUCUCGCUUAUUUUAAGUAGUUACUCGCUUAUUUCAGUUUAUCGAAUAGACUUGAUCAUGCUGCGUGUCCUUCACCUUCUCUGUGCUCUCGUGUUCAUUGAGGGCAUGCUGGCGAUUUUGCGCCGUCAUGUGAUAGCUGUCGAUGAGGAGACCAACGUCCCGCGUUUAACUCUCGGACAGGAGUUUAAAUCGAAGGAAAUGAUGCUAUUCGCAGGAAAUGAUGGCGAAAAGCAGCAAGGUCGUGGACACAAAAUGGAGAAUGGUUAUGGCAAGGAGAAUGAUUAUGGCAAUGGCUCCUGAGGGUGAGGCUUCUGUGGGUCUUCUACUCGACUGGUAAUCGAACAAGAUACUCACGACUUAUAUCCUUUAUUUACGCCAUGCGCGACGAGGGCUGUAACUGUACUCUUUAUUCUCCUCUCUCAAGGAUGUCUAGGAAGGAUUUUGUCUACCUUUGAUAUUACAGAGACUCACCACGAAUCUAUCAGCAUCAGGAUCCGAUUGGAAGUCGAAAUAGCAAGCUCUAAAGCAUCAAGAAGGGGGACACUAAGGCAAUCCGAGAGCGUCAGAGCGCAACACCUCGAACAAACCAGCAUUCCUGGCGCCUCCGGAAUGUGUAUCUCUACGAGGCAUUAAAACAUCCGUGGCCGGUUAUUGAGAAUUUUGAGGCACUACGAUCUGUGAAAGUUCUGUCGACGGCUAGAGAACUCCGCAAACUCGAUACGAUCGUCAACACCUACCGCGCACGAGAAAGGGCACUGAAUGAAUUCUUACUUGGCGGAUAAAAAAGUACUUAAAACAACUGAUGGACAAGCAAGAGCAGCAAACAGCAAUGCUGAACUAAGUGUAGUUCGUACAUGCUGAAGUGUAGAAAUGUGGUGAUUUUUUCAUCUUUCUGAUGGAACAUCCUCUAGAAUUUUCUUUCUUGAGUUUGAAAAUAGGUGAAUAUCAGAGGUUCAUAUUGCUCUAGUCAAAAAAUCAUAUCUUCAAAUUUUUAUGUAAACUCGGAUUAGCUGGUAGGUCCAAUAUCGAAAAAUUGCUAUUGUAAUGUCAAAGCUCUCACCAGGAUUUAAAUUUGAAUUAAAUGAGAUAAAAUCAAGAUUUUUGGUUUUUGAGCAUUUUUUUUUCGAUUUCAAUUUAUUUUAUAUUUGAAUUUCUUUAGUAUCUCAUUUUAUGGGUUCUUGGCAUACUUCUGUGAUAGUCCAUGAAUUAUAGAGAUUUUUUGGCACAGUAAAGGUGGAGAAUUAUUAUUUGUAGCAUUUCAACAUGAUUUUGUGGGGGCGCAGCUAUUGAGUGAGGCAUGUCCUGGGAAUGUGCUGAAAAUAUCGCUCGUCUGGAUUUAAGCUCAUUUAGAAAAAGAUAAGAUCAAAAAUUUAUGGUCUCAGAAGAUUUUCAAAAUCCAAAAUUUGUAAGACC
Molecule: messenger RNA, 3939 nt
Organism: Amoebophrya sp. A25
Lineage: Eukaryota; Dinophyceae; Syndiniales; Amoebophryaceae
Source: the annotation of a GenBank genome assembly